Opisthorchis viverrini is the source of this 594-nucleotide messenger RNA. RefSeq lists its product as hypothetical. Bases 1 to 594 code for a protein of 197 amino acids. Lineage: Eukaryota; Metazoa; Platyhelminthes; Trematoda; Opisthorchiida; Opisthorchiidae. The record is from RefSeq and is a predicted model, not a curated record. The transcript has a single exon.
AUGAGUUCUUUCGUGGAUUACUCCUAUCGCUACCCGAUAGAUCGCACUCCAAAAUUCAACUUGCUUCCAAAUGAACAAAUCAAGCAGGCCAGUUCAGUGAAAAUAACCCGGUUGUCUGGAGCCUAUCAGCCUUACACCACCGAUAUUCGCUUUGGGGCGGGUGAACUUGUUCAGGGACAAAAGGUUCCAAACACCGGAGAGCUGCUACAGAGGAUUCCGCUCGAACGGGACCUUCACAAAAUUCAACCAUCUCUGGACAAAAGUCUCAAUUUUAAGAAAUGCAGUCCCGUCGAUAGUCUGUCCAUAUCGGAUUUUCAUCGCUUUCGCCGUCUAAAAGACUAUGAACAGAAAUUAGUGUCGCGCGUCCCGGAUAUUUUAGCCUAUAAGUACUGCGCAAGCUGCUCUGCCUCCCAUUUGGGAGGCUGCAUUGGCUGCCGAAGAGAUGACAGAUAUUACCAGCAUGGGCCAACACGAAAAAUGCCAUUCCGUAAUCAACGUCCCGAUCUACCGUUUGGAAGGGGACAUUACGGUUACCAGCAUGAACAAUUGGAUCGGCAUAAUACUGGACAUUUCUGGCUUUCAAAGUAUCACUAA